CGUAGAAGGAAGAACUCGGGUUACUGUCCACCAAUGUUCAUGUACCAAAGCUGUGUUUCAAAGGCCAACAUCUGUAUCAUACGGAACACGGCACCUCAAAGCUCCACCUCGGUAGUGAACAACUUCAGCAAAGAGACUCUACUGAAGGCAUUUGAAGUGCUAACAGCUCACCACAACUCGAAGAAGAAGAAGAAGAAGAAGAAGAAGAAGAAGGAGAAGAAGAAGAAGCAGAAGGCCACAUCUGCUUCCAAUAAAACUCCUUCCAACGUUGGGAAGAAGAAGAGAGGAAGACCACGACCAAGAAUGUCAGACAAAGAGAGCAAUUAUAAGGCUGAAACGCUUCUGGAAGGAGCUGAGCCCGGAACUAAAACACACCAAGCCAACCCACAACCAACCUAACCUGUCCUUCGUAUAGAAUCC
Molecule: messenger RNA, 420 nt
Organism: Williopsis jadinii
Lineage: Eukaryota; Fungi; Ascomycota; Saccharomycetes; Phaffomycetales; Wickerhamomycetaceae
Exons: 1
Coding region: 34-399 (121 amino acids)
Source: RefSeq, a predicted model, not a curated record